GGUUGAUCCAUAUGGGUUUGAAAGGCCAGAAGACUUUGACUAUGCAUCCUAUGAAGCGUUCUUUUCCAGAUAUCUAGUGGUACUCACUAGAAGAGCAAUAAAAUGGUCCAAGCUCCUAAAGGGGAAUAACCGUAUACAGAAGAGUUUAAAAGUUAAGAGAUACAUCAGGAAAGGCAUCCCCAAUGAACACCGUGCAUUGAUCUGGAUGAUUGUGAGCGGGGCCCAAACCAACAUGGAACAAAACCCUGGAUAUUACCACAGACUGCUUGAAGGAGAGAAGAAUGACAAGUUGGUUGAAGCAAUCAAAACAGACAUGAACAGAACAUUUCCAGAUAAUGUAAAAUUCCGCAAAACUGCUGAUCCCUGUUUGCAGCAUACACUCUACAACGUAUUGGUAGCAUAUGGCCAUCAUAAUAAAGCAGUAGGAUACUGUCAGGGCAUGAACUUCAUAGCUGGAUACCUGAUUCUUAUUACAAGGAAUGAAGAGGAGUCCUUUUGGUUGCUAGAUGCUCUUAUUGGAAGAAUAUUGCCUGAUUAUUACAGUCCUGCAAUGUUGGGCCUGAAAACUGAUCAGGAAGUCCUCGGAGAACUUGUGAAAAUGAAAGUUCCAGCUGUGGCAGAGCUGAUGGAAAGACACGGAGUCAUGUGGACCCUAGUGGUGUCACGCUGGUUUAUAUGCUUGUUCAUUGACAUUCUUCCAGUAGAGACUGUGCUCCGAAUAUGGGAUUGUUUAUUCUACGAAGGGUCGAAGAUCAUCUUCCGCGUGGCCUUAACGUUAAUUAAGCAACACCAAGCUUUUAUUUUGGAAGCCACGAAUUUCCCUGACAUUUGUGAUAAAUUUAAGCAGAUCACCAAAGGAACAUUUGUAACGGAGUGUCACAGCUUCAUGCAGAAAAUAUUCACAGACCCUGGAAGCUUGUCCAUGGCAACAAUCAACAAACUCCGAGAGACUUGCAGAGAGAAGCUGCUUUCUCAGGGAUAACACACCAGAUUUAGCCAGGUGGUCAGAUACUACAGCAAUUGACACAUUCCUCUACUUGCACUGACUAAAGCACACUUUAAGCUUUCCAUGAGUUAACUGACACUUGACCAAUUUUUCCUGCCUUUCAAGUAAGUGUUGUUGACACCUUGUACUGUAUGUCAGAAUUCAUAACUGGAACUGGUGAUUCUGUUGGGUUUUUUGGUGAUGGGGUUUUUUUUUUUGGUUUGGUUUUGUUUUGUUUUUUUUACAGGAUUAAAGUGUUUUCAGAGUAGAAUGUGAUCAGUGUCAGGACACUCCUUUUAAAAAAAGCAGUCACCGUCCUUGUCUUUUCAGGGCAUUUUGUAAUGUGAAAAGAAAACACAUGUAUAAAAUUACAUAUCCUUCCUACUGUAUUAACCGUGACACCCAUAUCAUUUGUAUAAAAUAAAUUAAUUUAAUUUGUCAGAACCUGUUUCUUGGUGUAAAGAGAGUAAGAUAUCAGAUCUCUUUCUUGACUGCCACUAGUUAGAUCGAAUACAAGCAUCUUCCUUUUUCCUCGCUGCUGUCCCUUAAGGGACUCAAAUACGGCAAAGCACAGGGCCAGACCCCAGUGAGGAAAGUGAUAGUUAUCUUCACCAACAGUUACUCUAUGCAGUGUGUAACAGCUCUUCAGGUGAAGGCAGCAGGGAACACAUGCAAGUCCAGGCUACAGAAAGCAGCAGCAAAAAAUCCUCUAUAACCACUCUUAAUAUUCUAAUGUUUAUUCAGGCUCUUCUAGCUCCAGCACAGUAACAAAUAAUUUGACUCAGAUCUGUAAGUAGCAUUUCUCACCUUGUUGUAAGGGAUGCUGAAAGUAGAUGCUGUGAAGCCAGCCAGAAACAGACUUAUUCCCUGACAGGGUGAGACAUCGGGCAUAUCCAAAGCCGUACCUUAAUGCAAGUUUAAAUAUCCUACCCCUGGGCAGAAACAAGCAAAGCACCAGCCUUGCCCCUAGGCUGCCCCCAGCCCUGCUGGGGCCGGGUGCCAGGGAAUUGCUUUCUCAUCCUUACAGAGCCCUCUCGUGGCCAAAUCCUUUCCCUUGCCUUCCCACUGGGGAAGGGAGGGAAGACAACUGAAGGGAGGCCAGCAAUCUGUGCUUUUUAUUCUCCCUGUUGAAUACCUUGCCUUUUAACACCACUCUACUCCAAGUUAUCUUCAUUCCUUGUCAAGGAAGGCUAAUAUUUUAGAGGCCAUCUAGCCCAACCCCCCUGCAGUGAGCAGGGACACCGCUAACUG
Messenger RNA from Egretta garzetta (little egret), 2236 nucleotides. RefSeq names its product growth hormone regulated TBC protein 1 (gene GRTP1). The annotation marks the transcript as partial. The transcript is spliced from 7 exons. The record is from RefSeq and is a predicted model, not a curated record. Lineage: Eukaryota; Metazoa; Chordata; Aves; Pelecaniformes; Ardeidae.